UGUAUCUUUUACAUUCUUAAAUCCAAUACUAAUAGUCUACAUAAGCAUUGCCCCAUCAAAUGUUCAAGUAUCAUCAGGAUGGGAACCCCCGACCCCCUUCCCCAGAUAAAAGGGAUUUAAAUUUAAUAAUAUCUACUGCCACUUCCCUGUCCAUUAAAUUCUUUCUUUAUCUAUUACGUCCUAUUUAACCACACAGCUCUACAAUUUCUUUAAGCCCCUCUAUAUCGAUCAGAAUUUCCUAUUUACAAAACCUGUCUGAGUUGAGAAUCUUUGUGCUAUGACUUUCCAGAGGGAUGAAGAAAAAUAUGAGACAUCAGUCAACAACCAAGAUGGUGAAUCGAAAACAGGAGAUGACAAUAACGAAACAGGAGCUGGAGAUGAUAACUUGGGGGAUUUGUUGAGUUUAGGACUUAACAGAAAUGAGCCUGCAACAGCUGGAGAGUGUGAUCCUCAAUCAAAACCUGCUAGCAACAAGGUUUUCUCAUGCAACUUUUGCAUGAGAAAGUUUUAUAGUUCUCAGGCCUUGGGUGGCCACCAAAAUGCACACAAGAGGGAAAGAGGAGCUGCUAAAAGGUUCCAGUCUCACAAAAUGAUGAUGACAACAAUGGGGGUUCCCUUCAAUUCUAUUGCGGUUCGAUCACUGGGUGUCCAACCUCAUGCUAUUGUUCACAAGCCUAUCACAGAAGGGUCAGCAAUGGUAGCAAGAUUUGGAAGUGAUUCCAGUCCUGUGUUUGGGAUGGCUGGGACACCCUGUAUGCUUGAAGAAUCAAUGGAUUUGAUCUGGCCAGGAAGCUUCCGCCUUGAUAAAUUACCAAAGCAAGAACCUGAUUUGCAAAAGCUUGACUUAAAUCUUCGGUUGUAGAAUUCUAUCUCACUUUGAGGAGUUUUGUCUUUUUAUUUUCCCAUAAAAUCUAAAGGCUUUGUUAUCUUUGUGUAAUAUGUUUCAUAUGCUCAUCGUUUGUCUAAUAAUCACUACUAAUUAUGUUCUGUAAAAAGGAUAGCCUGCCUCUUCCUCUACAAUUCUACUAAUUAUAACAUCCAAACUUUAUUCUCAUUUUGAGAUAUCUUUCUCAAUCAUGAAUAAACAAAUUUAACAUUUUACUUAUGAUUAACAACAAUUUCUUUUUCAAUUUUCACAAGUUUAACUAUUACUAAGAAUGCUAAAUUGAAUGAAUGUGAUCCCUAUAGUGUAUCCCACAAUACCAGUAGUGUGCUAGAAAUUCUGUUGGUUCCUUGACUUUCUCCAAACCUUAAAACGAAAAUGAAAAUGUUUUUCACUUUUGACCUUCUAAGUUCAAGUUACUAAGCAUCAAGGAGAAGUUAAAAACUUGGUAGCUGAUAGGAUUGCAAUUGCCACUUGCCAGCACUGGAUCAGAACCAGUUUUCCUGCUGAUCUGGGCUAAGACCAACUCAUGUAGCUCAAGUACCAAUUCUAACAUUGUAGUUGACCACGCUUUUGGGCUUUUCUCCAAAUCAAAAGUACAUAUGAUCUCAUUAACGUCAAUCAAUUAUGGAGUGGGUUCAUAGCUUGGCCCCUUCGAAGUGGUUAAAUAA
Messenger RNA from Durio zibethinus, 1554 nucleotides. RefSeq names its product zinc finger protein 7-like. The record is from RefSeq and is a predicted model, not a curated record. Lineage: Eukaryota; Viridiplantae; Streptophyta; Magnoliopsida; Malvales; Malvaceae.